AUGGAUGCUCUAGCCAGACGAGGCGUGAAGCAGCUCAAGAUCAGUGCCGUAUGCUCAGCUAGAGAUAGUGUUGAAGAAACAGGCAAUUUGCUGUCAUCUUUUGCAGAGUCUAUGAAUUUGCCUUUCGUGUUGAUGUUUCUGCAUCUGGAGACCUGGGAGUUUGAGAAGGAUCGUCUGCAGUUGGAAGCCGGUGAAACAGUGGCCGUUUUCAUGGAGUUCUGUCUCAUACCAUUAUCAGAUCGCCCCGAGGGUAUUGGAGCUUUACUAAGAGGGAUCAAGGAUCUCAAACCUCUCGUUUUGAUAGUUGUUGAUGUGGAGACAGAUAUCAAUGCACUGGAUUUUGCUCCUCGGUUCAAGGAGGCGCUCCUUCUCAUGUGUGCCUUGGUUGACAGCCUAGAGGCCUGCCUGGAACGGGAAAACCAGUACAGAAAGAUAGUGGAGAAGAUAUACUUUCAGGAGGUGAUCUGCAAUGGCAUUAUGCGUGAAGAUGGUGGUUUUAAGCGAUGUUUUAAGAUUGAUUUGUGGAGGGAAUACUUUGCAGAGUUCGGUCUAGUGGAGACGGAGCUCAGCCAGCCAUCUAUGCAUCAGGCAAGAUUGAUGGUGAAAGGAAGUCCUUGCUGGAGUUCCUGCACACUCAAAAUGAACGGGAAAAGUAUGAUUAUUGGCUGGAACGGGAUCCCAAUUCGGUUUGUGUCUGCUUGGAAGUUCAGCAAUGAUGAAGGUGAGGAAAAGCUCUGA
This is a messenger RNA of Salvia splendens (bonfire salvia), 738 nucleotides long. Its product is annotated as DELLA protein GAI1-like. Lineage: Eukaryota; Viridiplantae; Streptophyta; Magnoliopsida; Lamiales; Lamiaceae. Bases 1 to 738 code for a protein of 245 amino acids. The transcript has a single exon. The record is from RefSeq and is a predicted model, not a curated record.